ACAGGAAGUGAGUUUGCAGUCAAAUGCAGAGCUGUCACCCCACUUGGUGACAUGUCAUUCCUGUAAACUCUUGUGAAGAUGGUGCCGUUCUAGUUCCAGAUUCUGCUGCUGCCGCGAUGCCCUGCUUGGGUCAUCAUCUCUCUCACUGGCCUUGAUGCCAUCGGAAACAACGAUCCACAAAUUUUGCAAGCUGGAGUCUGGUCCAUCUGGAGGAUGGGGAAUGUGAUGCGAGGUGUGAGUGCUGAGAACAAGGUCAACACCGAAAACCCUGAAACCUCCCUGAAGGGCGCAGAAGACGAGGUGGUGGUCGUGCUCCAGGACUAUCCUGCUCCUGAAAUCAGCGAGCCGAUCUACAGACUGGGAGAAAAGCUCAAAGUGGUUGCACAGGAGGCUUAUUGGUGGAGAGUGCGCUCUAUUCAAACAGGCAAGGAGAACUACAUACCCGGCAGCCAUGUAGCACGAGUGUACCAUGGCUGGCUGUUUGAAGGUGUGGAGAGGCAGAAGGCGGAAGAACUGCUUCUUCUACCCGGGAACAGAGUGGGUUCUUUUCUGGUCCGAGAAAGCACCAGGGAGAGAGGUCUGUAUUCGCUCUCAGUGAGGCACAGGAGUGUAAAGCACUAUCGUAUCUUCAGACUUGACAACAGCUGGUACUACAUCUCCCCACGUCUCACUUUCCAGUGCCUUGAAGAUAUGAUCAAUCAUUAUUCUGAUUCUGCAGAUGGGCUAUGCUGUGUGCUAACCUCGCCCUGCCUGUCAGGCACGACUCAGCCGCCAGAUGCAAGUCUUGGAGCUCCACCUGUAGUGAUGCGGCGCAACUUUGACUGGAACAAAGUAGACAGGAACCAGCUGGUCAGCACAGACGCCUGCAACGAAAACAUGGUGAGCUAUGGAGUCAGGAACAGCAUCGCUGCCUAUCUGUCCUUUGCUGGCGAUCAAGACCCUUCACGGGUGAAACCAGAUAGCCGGAAGAAGAAAAGCAAAUCGCUGUAUGUUGUUCCUGAAAAUGGCCUUCCGAACACUGACUAUGACGAGGACUUCUAGAUGCAACAGUGAAGCUAAAAAGCCCGGACUAUUUUUAAGUGGAGGCCAGUAGACAGCUUCCUCUGAAAUCUACUACCGAUUCCUUCAGCCAGCAGAGAACAGUACUGGGCCGAAACUGUUACCCCAAAACAUCGAGGCGUUUCAUUGUUUCUACUUUGAGCACUUUGAAGUACUUUUAACAAUAACGCAAAUUGCAUGACCAAUUACACUUGUGAAGUAGUUGAACUGGAUGACGGUGCAAUUUAGAUGUGAAUGCCUGAACGCAGGGCAGAAAAACAAAGCUUGGCAUUAUGGUGUGAUGAGUGAUGUGGGAUAGAUUCUAAUUAUAUGCAUAUGGCUUUUUGUGGCUUUCAAACUAUUUUAAGUUUUAUUACUAUGGUAAAAUGGUCAUAUUGGGACGAAGGGAACCUCAGAUCAUUUGAAUUUGGGGGCUACAUUGAUGCAUUGAAGAUGAAGAUGAUAUGAUGAGUGUGUCUCAAACAGUGACUUAUUCACACAUGAACAUAGGGGGAAAUGAGCAAAAUGUGGAUUCCUCUUAUAGUUGCCAUCCUACGAUUUGUCAUUCGAUGUUAAUUCUCACUCUGAGAUUCACUACACAAGCCAGUGUCGCAGUUAUCAACAACCAGCCUCUAACUAAUGGCCAUCGUCGUGGUGUGACACACCGAUCAAGAGAGUGGGACCAUGUGUAUAGACAGAGGUUAUAAAAAAUAUAAUCUGCUUUAGUAAUUUGAGUGAACUGGCCCUUUAAAUAUCCCUGGAGGGUGGAAAAUAAUCACUUCUGUGAAGCACGAUAAGGCUCCAAAUAGUUCAUCAAUAACAUCUGCUGUGUGGGUUGUUCACAAAAUAGUUUUUUUUCUUCUUCUUUUAUUUUUUUUUUAGUUUAUUAAUGUUUCCUAAACACUGAAAUGUAUGUUCCUGUGUAAUAAUUUAUCUAACUUGAGCAACUUAGGUUACAAAAUAUCGUUACCGGGCUUGGUAACAAUAUUGUAGUGUUACUAGUAUACUAACAAACACACAACAGUGCAUGCGAAACAGGCUCGUGUAAAUACUGUGUAUAAUUAAUAUGUAUCGGUUAUCAUGUUUCAUGUAUCAAUCAAUUACAGGAAUGGCUGUUAUGGUAAUAGUCUGAUGCUUUUUUGCCGUAUGUUUUAUUUAAUGUUACAUGGGAAUAAAGACCAGUCAACUGCAAUACUAA
This is a messenger RNA of Oreochromis niloticus (Nile tilapia), 2236 nucleotides long. It is a transcript of the gene sla1a, whose product is annotated as Src like adaptor 1a. Gene Ontology annotation, molecular function: protein binding. The transcript has 8 exons. NCBI's taxonomy places the organism in Eukaryota, Metazoa, Chordata, Actinopteri, Cichliformes, Cichlidae. Bases 214 to 1041 code for a protein of 275 amino acids. The record is from RefSeq and is a predicted model, not a curated record.